CACCCUCCCCCAACACACCCUCCCCCAGCACACCCUCCCCCAGCACACCCUCCCCCUGCACACCCUCCCCCUGCACACCCUCCCCCUGCACACCCUCCCCCAGCACACCCUCCCCCAGCACACCCUCCCCCAGCACACUCUCCCCCAGCACACCCUCCCCCAACACACCCUCCCCCAGCACACCCUCCCCCAACACACCCUCCCCCAGCACACCCUCCCCCUGCACACCCUCCCCCAGCACACCCUCCCCCAGCACACCCUCCUCCUACACACCCUCCCCCAGCACACUCUCCCCCAGCACACCCUCCCCCAGCACACCCUCCCCCCCCUCCCCCAACACACCCUCCCCCAGCACACCCUCCCCCUGCACACCCUCCCCCAGCACACCCUCCCCCAGCACACCCUCCUCCUACACACCCUCCCCCAGCACACCCUCCCCCUGCACACCCUCCCCCCUGCACACCCUCCCCCAGCACACCCUCCCCCAACACACCCUCCCCCAGCACACCCUCCCCCAGCACACCCUCCCCCAGCACACCCUCCCCCCUGCACCACCCUCCCCCAGCACACCCUCCCCCAGCACACCCUCCUCCUACACACCCUCCCCCAGCACACCCUCCCCCAGCACACCCUCCCCCCCCUCCCCCAGCACACCCUCCCCCUGCACACCCUCCCCCUGCACACCCUCCCCCUGCACACCCUCCCCCAGCACACCCUCCCCCUGCACAACCUCCCCCUGCACACCCUCCCCCAGCACACCCUCCCCCAGCACACCCUCCCCCAGCACACCCUCCCCCUGCACACCCUCCCCCAACACACCCUCCACCUACACACCCUCCCCCAGCACACCCUCCCCCAGCACACCCUCCCCCCCCUCCCCCUGCACACCCUCCCCCUGCACACCCUCCCCCAGCACACCCUCCCCCAGCACACCCUCCUCCUACACACCCUCCCCCAGCACACCCUCCCCCUGCACACCCUCCCCCUGCACACCCUCCCCCUGCACACCCUCCCCCCCCUCCCCCAGCACACCCUCCCCCAGCACACCCUCCCCCUACACACCCUCCCCCAGCACACCCUCCCCCUGCACACCCUCCCCCUGCACACCCUCCCCCAGCACACCCUCCCCCAGCACACCCUCCCCCUACACACCCUCCCCCAACACACCCUCCCCCUGCACACCCUCCCCCAGCACACCCU
Molecule: messenger RNA, 1200 nt
Organism: Myotis myotis
Lineage: Eukaryota; Metazoa; Chordata; Mammalia; Chiroptera; Vespertilionidae
Product: basic proline-rich protein-like
Exons: 5
Source: RefSeq, a predicted model, not a curated record